Messenger RNA from Esox lucius (northern pike), 3719 nucleotides. RefSeq names its product LIM domain and actin-binding protein 1. The transcript is spliced from 11 exons. Bases 260 to 2566 code for a protein of 768 amino acids. Gene Ontology annotation, molecular function: actin filament binding. The record is from RefSeq and is a predicted model, not a curated record. Gene Ontology annotation, biological process: actin filament bundle assembly. NCBI's taxonomy places the organism in Eukaryota, Metazoa, Chordata, Actinopteri, Esociformes, Esocidae. Gene Ontology annotation, cellular component: plasma membrane; actin cytoskeleton.
GGCUAUGGGGCACAGUUCUGAGUAGGGUUCAAGACGGACACAUUUUCUCUUGCAAAGAUAGAUUCGUUAUUAGCCUAUGGUUUGUUGCAUUGAAGUGUUACGUUACUAUGCUGAUUCAGUCAAUUAGCCUACUUUAUGAUCUCAGAGGAGCAAACUCAGAGAAGUUAGUUAUUAUUUUUUGGUCUGCACGCCAGACCUGGAUCGAAGACCUGGGCGGCCGCGCACGCGCGCAGUUUAGAGUGAACGUUAACGAAAAACAAUGUGUGCGUUACGGGGCAUAAAAGACUACCAACCGACCUCCUGUGCACCUGCGGGACUGUCAAACUGCGUCAACCUCAGCAACCCCUGUCCCGUGUUCAACAAGAAGGGAAAGAUGGAAGGCGAAAGUUCAUUUAGCAGAAGGUCGUGGGCAUCACAGUCUUUGCGUGUCACUGCCAGGGAGCUCUCCUUGGUCAGCGCACGAGGCAAGAGCAACGCCAUCGCCGAGCGCUUUUCCAAGUACCAGAGAGCUGCUGAUGAGUCUAAUGCAGAGAAGAAGAAAAAGAAAGCGUCAGUGGACAGCCUGCCACCCACCCUGCGUUCAGGGAACCUGAGUGUUCUGAAGAAGCGCUGGGAGCAGCCGGGACCUCGCCAGGACAAACCUGCCCCGAUUCCCUCCGGUCCACCCCGCGCCCGACACACCCCUCCAGCCGUACCCAAACCAACCCCCACAACCGAGCACCCUUCCCCAGCCAAGUCUCCCGCAUCCCUGGACAAUCAAGGAAGUCAAGGGCCACCUAGCUACUUCCAGUACCCUGCGGUAACAACCGCUGUAGCCAAGGAGGGAGCUGAGAGUGGGAUGGAGAAUAAAACUAAUCGGCAGACCGAGGGAGACGAGGGGGAAGGGCGGAUGCAGGUGGAGGAUAAGGUGGUGCCGUCCAGCCCCUGCACCCCCAAUGAGAAACCCAGUGUGCCUCUGAACAGUCUGAAGAUGAUGUUUGAGAAGGGACCGAGUGCCAAUGGAAAGGUGAGGACCGGACUACAUAGAAGCCCGUCUGACGACAUGGAACAGAGACUAGGAGUGCUUUCCCCUGACAGAGUGCUGGAGACCACCUCACUCAGGGAAAGAAUGGCCAAGUACCAAUCAGCCGUUACCAAAAAGGGACCACAAGCCCGUACUGCCAGUCAGUCAGAUGGAGAGGACAACAAUCUCAAGGAAAAUGUGCCACCUAGUGGUGUGGCCGUGAGCCAGGCUUUAGAAUCCUACAGUAGAAAGGUUGCAGUAGCAGAGACCAAUAUUUCAGGGGAUGGCAUGGACACCUCUAGCUUUAAGGGCAGCGGUCAUUCUUCACCCUCAGCCCACAGUGACCAGCCCAAAGCAGCCAGGAAGUUCUGUCCUCCUGUGAGGGAGACAUGCAUAGUGUGCCUGAAAACUGUGUACCCCCUGGAGAGACUGGUGGCCAAUACCCAGGUCUUCCACACCACAUGCUUCCGCUGCCUCCACUGCAACACCAAGCUCAGCCUGGGGAACUACGCCUCUCUGCAUGGUAACGUCUACUGCAAGCCUCACUUCAGCCAGCUGUUCAAGGCCAAAGGAAACUAUGAUGAGGGCUUUGGUCACCGCCCACACAAAGAGCUGUGGACGCCUCAAACUGAGGAAGAGGGACAAGAAGAACGAUUUGAUGGGGAGGUGGAGAAGAAGCCUAAAGAUCGUGUGGAAAGAGUUCUGCCGGUUUGCCGUUCAAACGAAACAACUCCGUCCUUGGCAAAGCAGCCCAGCCCCACAGUGGAGGAGUCUCCCUUGGCUAAGGUGACAGACCUGACUGUGUCCCUGGAGACGCGCAGUCACACCUCCACUGAGAAACUCUCCACUGUCGAGAAACCACCAGAGGCACGCAGGCUGAGAGUUGCCUGGCCCCCUCCUGCUGACAGUGAUUCUGGAUCUGCUCCUGUUCUGGAGGCUUGUGGUGGUGUGGGCCGGCCCUGGAGGGCCAAGUGGCCCCCAGAGGGGGAGGUGUCAUUGUCGAACCUGAGCUCAGACAGAGCCGAGCUGAAGAGCCUUCGAAGGAGCUCGUCUCUGAAGGAGCGCAUUCGGCCCUUCUCUGUGGCCCCCAGCCUCACUAGCACCCAGGGGCCACGGGAACCCCGCCGGCCCGUCAAAUCUCUGCUGGAUAGAAGGGGGUCACUGGAGGACAGCCACUCCACACCUGGAGAUCCAGAAGCCCAACCUUGCAGGAAGAGCGAAGUUGGCCAGGGAAAAAACGAGAGCAAGCCCACCUGGCCCAGCGGCAGCGAGGUGAACGGUGUGACCAGCCCUGAGGAGGCGGAGAGCCUGCAGGAGGAGAACCAUGAUAAGCCCAUAGAAAGCCAGAAAGAAAAAGAGGCUCCUGUCAAAUGUGACUCGCCGGACAGCCCAUCAACUCCCUCUCCGCCAUCGUGGCCCAAACAAAACCGCAGCUCCCAGGACGUUGGCUUCUGGGAGGAGGAAGUGGAGGAUGGCGACGGUGAGCAGCUCACUGUAGAGGAGAUGAUCAAGAGGAACCGCUACUAUGAAGAAGAGGAAGAAGAGGAAGAUGACAACGUUUGAAUAGACACUCCGCUCUUAUUUAGACUGGACACCAACACAUUCUAUCCCCAGUACACUUUGUAUAGCCCAAGCAGGGUUCAAUAGUUGUCUGCUGCUCCAGGGCUGGUAGCAACAUGAACUGGUUGAUCUCAUCAGUGGUUGGGGACAGUUGUUUCUCUGCAUAUUUGGUGGUCCAGUUCAAGAAAUCCAUGUUCUGCUGUAGAAAACUGAGGCUAUCAUGUCACAAUUAGCACCACAUUAAGAUUACACAAGGGAAACCGCUAUAAUGUAACCAGCCCAAAACAUUAGCGUUGACCCCUGCCUAGGGAGCUCAACUGCAGGGAAACCAUGGGGAUUUACCUUUCUAAUUCUGUCUGGGUUCAGUCUGAUCAUUUGAAGUGGUUGUUUCAUUCACGCUAGAAAAGUUCACGCAACAAGUCAAUCUUACUACACUACAUGCAGCCUAAUUAUUUCACUGAUUUCUGAGGAGCCUGAGGGAAAAGGUGUGUUAGAUUGUAAACAGUGGACUGGAAAGGAUUUAGUACUGUUUUACAUGGUUGUUGUUGUUUUUAAGGCUUGUCUGUCUUUUUAACUGGACGUAAAUAGUUAAUCAUUUUGAAACCGCUUUUAAUUAAGAGGGAAUAUUACGUAAGCUAUAUCAUUCUCUAAAAUGGAAACUCUUCUGAUCAAAAUUCUGCUACUUUUCUACAAAAACAAAGGCACAAAUAUUUAAAUAUGAUGAAUAUGGAUAUUUGUAUUGGAAAUUACACGCUUACAUAGCCUCUGCUUCACAGGUAGUACUAUUAGUGGUCGAGUCAGAUGGAUAACAGGUCACGUGCUGUUUUAGAUCAUCACACGUCACUUCAUACUUGCCAUGUACCAUGAUAAGAAAAUGUUUGAUCUGGCCCAACUAAUCAAACUGUGUAAUAUCUGUGAUAAGUUAAGGUUGGGUGUCUUUACUUCCUGGUCUUUAGUUGUCCUUUGACACUGCCUAUUUUAAAUUUGUAUUAAAACAUCUUAUUUUAUAAUGAGGAAACUGGAUGAAUGCAUAAACUAUUAAACUCAUGUUUUGUAUUUCAUGGACCAAAAAUGUUUGUACUUUGGAAGUAUUUGUAUCUUAAGUCUUAAAAUAACCAAAGUGAAAAAACAUGAAAUAAAUUAUAAAUGGUCUUUA